CAUCUCGAACGCGAAGAACUUCCGCGCUCCGGAAGCUUCCAAACCUUUCCAAGUCGCCCACCUCGUGGCAUUAUAUCGUCUCUCGUCGCUCGCUCAAACCAAUCUUCCAGAAGGGACUCUUCAACGACAGGCCCUGACUUCGCAAUCAUUCGACUCCGAGGAUGGUUUCAGAGGGAGUGAAAAUGAGCAACCGAUUGAGCCGCACUAUCUACGUUGGCAAUCUUCCUGGGGACAUUCGCAAAAGAGAAAUUGAAGAUUUGUUCUACAAGUAUGGCCCUGUUGUUGACAUUGAGUUGAAGAUCCCUGCAAGACCACCCGGUUAUGCGUUUGUUGAGUUUGAAGAUCGCCGUGAUGCUGAAGAUGCAAUUUAUGGUCGUGAUGGAUAUGAAUUUGAUGGCUACCGGUUGCGAGUUGAACUUGCUCAUGGGGGACAAAGGUCACCUGUUGACCGAUACCGGGGUUACAGUGGCAGCAGCAGCAGCAGCAGCCGUUCAAGGCGUUCUGACUAUCGUGUAUUGGUCACUGGCUUACCUUCCUCGGCUUCAUGGCAAGAUCUGAAGGAUCAUAUGCGUCGAGCUGGAGAUGUCUGUUUUUCUGAGGUGUAUCCUGAUCGGCGUGGUGUGAUAGGAAUUGUCGAUUAUAGUAACUACGAUGACAUGAAAUAUGCGAUCAGAAAACUUGAUGAUUCUCUAUUCAGGAAUGCCUUCAGUCGAGCUUAUAUACGGGUCAAAGAAUACGAUUCACAUCGAAAUGACUCGAGAAGUCCCAGUCGAAGUCCCAAUUAUUCAAGGAGCCGCAGCCCAAGCUACAGCUACAGGAGUAGAAGCAAGUCUCCAAGGUCCAAGCCCUCGCGACAGUCUCCGUCUGUUUCUCCAGCAAGGUCUGUUUCUCCGCGGUCACCUUCGAGGUCCAGAUCAAGAUCAAGAUCUCCAAUAUCACCUGAACGAGGGACCCAGGGGACACAGUCUGAGCAAAAGCCCAAGGAGUAUAUCUCGAUCCCGCUCACCCUCAGUCUGAUUGAACUGGUCAUUCCCAUAACAUCUUAACAUGCUCUUAGAAGGGGAGGAAGACUUGAUCUAGUAGUCUGAGGAACUAAAACUAGAUAAGAGUAUUUGAAUUGCCAUCCAAGUGCAAUCAUGUUGAUCCGCCAGCAGUUUGGUAUUUUUAACCCUGGCUGGAUUGAGCGUAGUUAGUUGUAGUGUCUCUUUCUCUUAAAACCAUAUCCCUUGGAUUUUUCCUGGAGCCAACGUCUGCUGCUGCUGCUGCUGCUGAUCUUUGUGUCUAAUUGGCUGUGACAUGAAUUGAUGGGAAUGUGGCUAGUCCCACUGAACCCACAUGCUUGAAAUCCUGGCUUUUCUUCAGUUACGUUAUGACCACCGGAGAUGGGACCGGUAACUGGUUGUCUCUAGCAGGACCGACCAAAAGCCAUUGCGUGUAAGUGGCAGUUACUAGCAUGGUUUGGUAUAAACUUAGGAUAUGAAUUUUGUUGUCUUGCUGGUGGAGUUAAAAAGGGAAUGCUAAUUC
Molecule: messenger RNA, 1524 nt
Organism: Rhodamnia argentea
Lineage: Eukaryota; Viridiplantae; Streptophyta; Magnoliopsida; Myrtales; Myrtaceae
Product: serine/arginine-rich splicing factor SR30
Exons: 14
Coding region: 162-1046 (294 amino acids)
Cellular component (GO): cytoplasm; nucleus; ribonucleoprotein complex
Molecular function (GO): mRNA binding
Source: RefSeq, a predicted model, not a curated record